CUCUCUUUCAAACAUGGCGGCCUUCAAGGUUUUGUGCAGAGCGGAGAAUUUAUUCUUCAAAACGCACUCUGGUCCCUCCAGAAACAAACUGAAUUUUAUCAGCCACCGAUUGAGCAAGACCUGCGGAUGCUUCUUUUCAGUCUCCAGCCACAGAUGUUCACAGUUCUACUCAGAUCCUACAGAGGCAGUAAAAGAUAUCCCUAAUGGAGCUACCGUUUUGGUGGGAGGUUUUGGAUUAUGUGGUAUCCCAGAGAAUCUUAUCAAUAGUUUACUGAAGACCGGUGUAAGGGGGAUCACUGCAGUGAGCAAUAAUGCAGGAGUGGAUAACUUCGGCUUGGGCCUGCUGCUCCAGACUAAGCAGAUCAAGAGGAUGAUUUCCUCGUAUGUCGGAGAGAAUGCAGAGUUUGAGCGUCAGUAUCUGGCUGGGGAGUUGGAAGUGGAACUGACACCACAGGGCACUCUUGCAGAGAGGAUCAGGGCUGGGGGUGCUGGGAUUCCAGCUUUCUUCACAGCCACAGGCUAUGGCACACUGAUCCAAGAGGGAGGCUCUCCUAUCAAAUACAGCAAAGAUGGCAGUAUUGCCAUCGCCAGUGAGAAGAGAGAGGUGCGGGAAUUCAGUGGCAGGCACUACAUCAUGGAAAAGGCAAUCACUGGAGACUUUGCUCUGAUCAAGGCAUGGAAGGCCGAUAAAGCCGGAAACAUUGUUUUCAGGAAAACAGCCAGAAACUUCAAUCAACCCAUGUGCAAGGCAGCCAAAACCACCAUAGUUGAGGUGGAGGAGGUGGUGGAUGUUGGGACGUUUGCUGAAGAGGACAUCCACAUACCCAGCAUCUACGUCCACAGGGUUGUCCAAGGACCCAGCUAUGAGAAACGAAUUGAGAAACGCACAAUAAAGAAAAGCCAAGAAGAGAAGCCUAAACCAAAGAAGGACUCAGAUAUUGUUCGGGAAAGGAUUAUUCGCCGGGCUGCUCUGGAGUUUGAGGAUGGAAUGUAUGCUAACUUAGGCAUUGGUAUCCCCAUGCUGGCCAGCAACUUCAUAAAGCCAGAUAUCACUGUGCACCUCCAAAGUGAAAAUGGAAUUUUAGGGUUGGGCCCAUACCCCACUGAGGGCGACGUGGAUGCAGACCUGAUUAACGCUGGGAAGGAGACUGUAACAGUGCUCCCUGGAGCUGCCUAUUUCUCCAGUGAUGAGUCAUUUGCCAUGAUCCGAGGAGGUCACAUCAACCUGACAAUGUUGGGAGCCAUGCAGGUGUCGAAAUAUGGAGAUCUAGCCAACUGGAUGAUUCCAGGUAAGAUGGUAAAAGGAAUGGGAGGAGCCAUGGAUUUGGUGGCUAGCGCUGGCACCAAGGUGGUGGUCACCAUGGAGCACUCAGCUAAGGGAGGAAAACACAAGAUAAUGGAUAAAUGCAGCCUGCCUUUGACAGGAAAACAGUGUGUGGAUCGGAUCAUCACAGAAAAGGCUGUGUUUGAUGCAGAUAAGACAAAAGGUCUGACUCUGAUAGAAGUAUGGGAGGGGCUCACUCCGGAAGAUAUCAAGGCAUGCACUGGCACCGAUUUUGAGGUGUGUCCCAAUCUGAGGACCAUGCAGCAAAUCUAGAAGAGCUCACACUGCAUCUGAGUUGUCUUUCUGGUUUGUGUCACUUCAUUUCUGUUGUGAUAAGUAGCUGGUAAUUUAACCACCUGAGAUCGGUCAGAUAAGUUUAUGAAAUAGAGAUGUUCAGUUUAGUUCCCUGGUAAUCAGCAUACAAAUAACAGAAAGGUUUAGUCCCCAUUAUUAUGAACUGAGUAGGGUUCACAGGGGAAAAAAUGCUUGCUUUGUUUUUAUGAUCUAGGCUGAUUAGGGAACUUUACAGUGUUGCCAGCUAGAUACUGUUAAACUGUUCAUUUUUACUAAUGUUUGUGGAGCUUUUACAGAGCCAUCCGAUCUUAAACUACAAACUGGGGUUAUUUCUUAUAAGUACCCUAAAAAAAAUGCAGCUAACAGCGCUAUGAAAAAAUGAUGCAGUAAUUAAUGAAUACCUGGUUAAUAUGAUUCAAGAGACUAAGAUCAGUAAACUACUGUAACAGGAUACAGAAAGCUUAAAUGUAAUGAAUUCAGGAAAUUAAUGCUGUAGGUCAGGUGAUUCCUAAUUUAGUACAUAAAGGAGUGUGUACAGUAUUUAGUUGUUUAAACAUUGUGUCCCAGUUAAAUGAAACGUCCUUGGAUUAUGCAUAAGUGAAUGUGGACAUGCAGGUGACCGUUUUUCUCCAUUUGGAAAAUGAAGGAUGAAGGAUAGCAGUAAGGGUCAUGUUUGUGAUAAUCACCUCUGCUGCACUGUCAAGCUGUUUGCUGAACUAUGUCAACCGCCACUUUGAGCAUGCCAGACAUUUCAACCUUAACAGCUUUUACUUGUACAUUUCCACUUCACCAACCUCUGUAUUAAAAUAAAAUACAACCUUGUGUGCUGAGUAGAA
This is a messenger RNA of Monopterus albus (swamp eel), 2454 nucleotides long. It is a transcript of the gene oxct1a, whose product is annotated as 3-oxoacid CoA transferase 1a. The record is from RefSeq and is a predicted model, not a curated record. NCBI's taxonomy places the organism in Eukaryota, Metazoa, Chordata, Actinopteri, Synbranchiformes, Synbranchidae. Gene Ontology annotation, cellular component: mitochondrion. The transcript has 17 exons. Gene Ontology annotation, molecular function: succinyl-CoA:3-oxo-acid CoA-transferase activity. Gene Ontology annotation, biological process: ketone body catabolic process. The coding region runs from base 14 to 1597 and encodes 527 amino acids.